CCUGCCGGCUAUAGCUCCGCCCCAAUCAGACAUCACCAUGGCGCCAGCAGCGGCGCUGAGGACUACCACCAGCUCCGCGACGACCGCGGUGCACCGGGGCGGCAGCAACAACAACAACUACACGGGCGGCGGCGGCGGCAACAGCGGCGGGGGCGGCGGCGGCGGCGGUACCGCCAGCGCCUCCACCACGGCCCCGCCCCCCCGGGAGGCCGGCAGGGGAGCGGCGGCCAAGCCCCCCCUCCUGCCUCCUCCCCCGCCUCCCGCCGCCGCCGCGCCCGCCGCCGCCCCGCCCACCCCCUCCCCCCCGCCCCCGGAGUCCUACCCCCUCCUGGAGCGCUUCUGCGACGCCCGGGAGCGGCGGGAGAUCGUGUGGCCCCAGACCCAGGGCAUGGCGGUGGAGAGGCCCUGCCCCAAGGGGACCCGAGGCACAGCCUCCUAUUUAUGCGUGCUGUCCACUGGGGCCUGGCACCCAAAGGGGCCCGACCUCAGCAACUGCACCUCCCACUGGGUCAACCAAGUCGCCCAGAAGAUCCGCAGCGGGGAGAACGCGGCUAACCUGGCCAACGAGCUGGCCAAGCACACCAAGGGCCCCAUCUACGCGGGGGACGUGAGCUCCUCGGUGCGGCUGAUGGAGCAGCUGGUGGACAUCCUGGACGCUCAGCUGCAGGAGCUGCUGCCCAGCGAGAAGGACUCGGCUGGCCGGAGCUUCAACAAGCUUCAAAAACGAGAAAGGACAUGCAGGGCAUACAUGAAGGCGAUAGUAGACACGGUGGAUAACCUUCUACGUCCUGAAGCUCUGAAGUCCUGGCACGACAUGAACAGCACGGAGCAGACUCACGCGGCCACCAUGCUACUGGAUACCUUGGAGGAAGGGGCCUUUGUCCUUGCGGACAAUCUAAUGGAGCCCGCCUUCGUCAAAGUACCGGCCGACAAUAUAAUCCUUGAUGUCUAUGUGCUCAGCACUGACGGGCAGGUGCAGGACUUUAAGUUUCCACAGUUCAGCAAGGAGGGCAUCUCCAUCCAGCUGUCGGCCAACACUGUGAAGCUGAACAGCCGCAAUGGCCUUGCCAAGCUGGUGUUUGUGCUUUACAAGAACCUGGGCCAGUUCCUCAGCACCGAGAACGCCACCAUCAAGAUGGCCAACGACGCGUACGGGCGCAACGCGUCGGUGCGCGUGAACUCGGACAUCAUCGCCGCCUCGAUCAACAAGGAGUCCAGCCGCGUGUUCAUUAACGACCCGGUGAUUUUCACCCUGGAGCACAUUGACGUGGACCGCUACUUCAACUCCAACUGCUCCUUCUGGAACUAUUCAGAGAGGAGCAUGAUGGGAUACUGGUCCACACAAGGCUGUAAGCUGGUGGACUCCAACAGAACACACACCAUCUGCUCCUGCAGCCAUCUCACCAACUUCGCCAUCCUCAUGGCCCACCGGGAAAUCUCAGUUAGCGAUGGGGUGCACGAGAUGCUGCUGACCGUGAUCACGCGGGUGGGCAUCGUGGUGUCGCUGGUGUGCCUCACCAUCAGCAUCUUCACCUUCUGCUUCUUCCGCGGCCUGCAGAGCGACCGCAACACCAUACACAAGAACCUCUGCAUCAACCUCUUCAUCGCCGAGCUCAUCUUCCUCAUCGGCAUCGACAUGACCGAGCCCAGGAUCGGGUGCUCCAUCAUCGCGGGCAUCCUCCACUUCUUCUUCCUGGCCUCCUUCUCCUGGAUGUGUCUGGAGGGCGUCCAGCUCUACCUGAUGCUGGUGGAGGUGUUCGAGAGCGAGUACUCCCGCAAGAAGUACUACUACGUCUCGGGCUACCUUCUCCCCGCCAUCGUGGUGGGCGUGGCCGCGGCCAUCGACUACAGGAGCUACGGCACCAAGAAAGCGUGCUGGCUGAGAGUGGACAAUUACUUCAUAUGGAGUUUUAUAGGACCUGUAACCUGCAUAAUUAUGCUUAAUCUCAUCUUCCUGGUCAUCACAAUGUACAAGAUGGUGAAGCACUCCACUACCCUGAAACCUGACUCCAGCCGCCUGGAAAAUAUAAAUAAUUAUCGCGUUUGCGACGGAUACUAUAAUACAGAUUUGCCUGGCUAUGAAGAUAAUAAACCAUUUAUCAAGUCGUGGGUGAUGGGUGCCUUCGCGCUGCUCUGCCUGCUGGGCCUUACCUGGUCCUUCGGCCUCUUCUUCAUCAGCGACACCUCGGUGGUCAUGGCCUACCUCUUCACCAUCUUCAACACCUUCCAGGGCAUGUUCAUCUUCAUCUUCCACUGCCUCCUGCAGAAAAAGGUCCGCAAAGAGUACGGCAAGUGUUUCCGCCAGACGUACUGCUGCGGCGGCCUGCCCACCGAGAGCUCCCACAGCUCUGCCAAAACCUCCACCACCCGGACCAGCGCCCGCUACUCCUCCGGAACCCAGAGUCGUAUCAGGAGAAUGUGGAAUGACACCGUAAGAAAGCAAUCCGAGUCCUCCUUUAUCUCAGGUGACAUCAACAGCACCUCUACCCUUAACCAAGGAAUGACGGGAAAUUACCUACUAACAAAUCCUCUUCUUCGACCGCAAGGCACUAACAACCCCUAUAACACCUUACUGGCUGAGACUGUCGUAUGUAACAGCCCCACAGCCCCAGUGUUUAACUCGCCAGUGACCUACAGAGAGACAAGGCACUCAAUGAACAAUGUGGUGAGGGAUACAAGUGCAAUGGAUACACUACCGCUAAAUGGUAACUUUAACAACAGCUACUCUCUGCGCAACGGGGACUUUGGGGAUUCGGUGCAGGUGGUGGACUGCGGUCUGAGUCUGGACGACGCGGCCUUCGAGAAGAUGAUCAUCUCCGAGCUGGUGCACAACAACCUCCGUGCCUGUAACAAGAGCCAGCCGCCGCCGCCGCCGCCCCCCCCACCGACGCUGCAGCAACACCCGCACCCGCCCCCGCCGCACCAACCGCCCCCGCAGCACAAGCAACCGCCGCUCCCGCACCACCCGCACCCCCAGCACCACCCGCACCCGCACCCGCACCCGCCGCCCCAGCAGCCCCAGCAGCCCCAGCUCCCCCCGCAGCAGCAGCAGCAGCCUCACCUGCCGCCGCCGCAGCUGCAGCUGCACCACCCCCACCACCACCAACACCACCCCCACCAACACCACCAACACCACCCCCACCACCACCACCCGCACCACCACCAGACCCUCCACCUGCAGCCCCGCCACCCGCCGGGGGGGCCGCAGCCGCAGCAGCUGCAGCACCACCACCAGACGCUGCACCCCCACCCCCAUCACCGGUACCACCACACGGAGCGGGCUCCGCCCAAGGUGACCGUGGUGGGUGUCGGCGGCGGCGGCGGCGGCGGCGGCGGCAGUAGCAGCGAGGACGACGCCAUGGGGGUGGAGCCGGCCGCGUCUCUGGUGCAGGUGGGCGACGGGCCGGCCGCCCCGGCGCUAGCGCCCGCCGCCAACCCCACCCCCACCCCCGCCGGGGCGGGGGUGGGGGUGGGGUUGGGGGUGGGGGCCCUGGAGCUGCACGCCCAGCAGCGGGAGCUGGAGGCCCCGCUCAUCCCCCAGCGGACUCACUCGCUCCUCUACGUGCCCAAGAAGCUGGUGAGGACCGACGGCGGCGUGGAGACCUUUGGCGGCCCGCACGCGGACCCCGCCGCCGCCGCCGACAAUCCCGCUCCUCAUCCCUACGACGACGGCGGCGGCGGCGGCGGCGGCGGCGGCGGCGGCGGCGGGGGGAGCCCCCUGCAGUCCCCCGGCCGAGACCAUGACUCUUUGUACGCGAGCGUGCCCCGGCUGAAGGACGAGGACUCACCGUGCCCCGAGAGCUGCAGCAGCAGCCCGGACGCCCCGCCCUCGGCGGAGGACCUGUCCCCGUCCAAGGGCAGCGAGAACGAGGACGUUUACUACAAGAGCAUGCCCAACCUGGGGGCCGGCCAGCAGCAGCUCCAGGCCUACUACCAGAUCAGCCGGGUGGGCAGCGACGGCUACAUCAUCCCCAUCACCACCCCCACCAAGGAGGGCUGCGUUCCCGAGGGAGACGUGCGGGAAGGACAGAUGCAGCUAGUGACGAGCCUUUAAAUGUAUUUCAAUCAUCCCCCCCCCAUCACCAACCCUGCCCCAACCCUCUCCUUCCCCCCCCCCCCCCCCCCCCGGCUUCCCCUCUCCUGAACCUUUCAGAUAUUUGGAUUUUCUUGACCUUGCGGAAGGGAGACGGCACACAGACACAGACAGACACACACACACACACACACACACACACACACAUGCACACACACAAUGUCUGACAGCUAGGAAAGUGUUGCGUUUUUUUAUUGUUUUUCAAAGAAGACCUAGAGACCCUACCAUGCACAAAAGCCAACCAAAUCUGCACCCUACCGCCCCACGCCCCCCACCCAGCACCCAUGCAUACCACCCUUACCUUCCCUCUAGACCAAUAGACUUGAUUUACAGAGAUGGCAGUGCAAAGAACUGUACAUACAAAAAUGCAGAAGUCAAAAUUUCAAUUUUAAAAGACAAGCCAACGAUGUAUUUAAAUGUGCUGCUGCUGUAGAAUUACUGAGAAAACAAUUAAAACGUAAAACAAAAAAAAAUAAAAACAAAAUAAUAAUACUGGAUCCAUCAGAUCAGCAGGUUUACCGGUCAAAAGAUUGUACAUACACUCCACGACAUUCUCGUUGAAGCCUGUUUUGUAUUAUAUACAAAAUGACACUCUCUCGGAGCGGGAUACGGAAUAUAUGGUUGUAAUAUGUUUCAGAUGAGACUGUAAUAUUAGGAAUAUUAGAUGCUGGUCCCUCCUGAGUCGCACCGGUCACCAUGAAGUUUGGAUUGUAUUACCACUAGCAAUCCAGCCCCUGGCCUUAUAUUUUCUCAAAUGUACAUUGAACUGUUGUCAAGGAAAAUGGCUGAAAUAUAUAUUUUGUUGUAUUGCUAGUGUAAGAUAAAAAAAAAAUCAUCAAAAAUAAAUGGAUGGGACGCCGUGAAUAUGAAGAAAUCUUUGGAAAGUUUUAACAUUUGAGAGACUAUUGUGUAAAAGUUGCACAUCAAGUAUGUUAUGCGAUAUUUUAUGAAUCCAACAUGUCAUUCAUAAUAGGACGUUUGAGCAUUUAAAAGGCUGAUAGAAACUAAAGGAUUCAACCAUAUACAAGAUGCAUAUUCACUUUUUCCCCUUGUGAACAGUGUUUUUGCUUAAUGAACUCCAUAGAUAUUGCCCAUUGAAAUGCAUUUAUUUAAUAUCGCCAUUCAAAGCGACAUUAUUUUAGUACAAUGGGAUUAUAAAAAUGCCCCUUUAAAGACGUUUAUGCUUUGCACAAUUUUGUGCGAAUCUGUAUGAAAUAUAUCUUUUCAGCAUCCAUUGCAGAGUAGUGAGCAAGCGCCACUUUUUGAGGAUAGUUUCUAUACAUAGUUCUUCCGCCUGGGUUUGGACAUUUAUUUAUUAAAAGAAUCCAAAAAAUCAAUGGGAAAUAGUUGAACAUUUUCCAGCACUGGUAUAAAUGCUGUACUGUAGCUCAUUCUUUUUUCGUAAACAUGUUAUUAAGGGGCCCAUCACUAAAGACUGAUGUAAAGUUCAACACUUGUUUAAAAAAAUAAAUAAAUGUGAGAUUUUUUGUCAAA
Molecule: messenger RNA, 5587 nt
Organism: Gadus macrocephalus (Pacific cod)
Lineage: Eukaryota; Metazoa; Chordata; Actinopteri; Gadiformes; Gadidae
Product: adhesion G protein-coupled receptor L2-like
Biological process (GO): cell surface receptor signaling pathway; adenylate cyclase-activating G protein-coupled receptor signaling pathway; brain development
Cellular component (GO): neuron projection; membrane
Molecular function (GO): G protein-coupled receptor activity
Source: RefSeq, a predicted model, not a curated record